GAUGUGAGAAAGCGUUACGGAGUAUUCGUAUAUAGGACUGUCAAACAUCACGUCUUUUGGAGUGCACUGUUCGCUCUUCACUCAAUUCAUCCUCAUCACCGAACAAACCACCCACGCUGUAUCGGAUACUCCGUACUCAAACAGACUUCCACUAUCACCACGAUCAUCUCAUCCUCGCAACCAACCCUACAAGACAGACGGACAUCAGCACCAGACAAAUUACCUUCAAAAUGCAUUCAUCACAACUAUCCCUCUCAUCCCUCUUGCUCUCAAUCCUCCUGCUCAUCCACUCAACAACCACCACGGCCAACCCAGCUCCCGUCCCUCAAGACUCAACCUCAACCAUGACCGCCAUAUCGCAGAUCCCAGACGGCCAGGUCCAAGCACCGACCGACUCCAGCACCGAUUCUUCUCUGUGGCCUUCUUCAUCGUCAGCAUCAUCAUACGAGAACCCGUUCACAAUCUACACCACGCAGACCAACUCUCUCGGCGUCAUCACCGGCAUGCCCUCCGUCUGGACAUCCCAGCCCUCCGCCGUCACCAGCCAGCCCGCGUCGCCCACCCUGCCGAGCUAUUCGGGAUACGUGUAUGCGAACACCACCACUGGCGCCGGCGUCUCCACGUCACCAGCAUCAGCAUCCGGCUCAACGGUAGCAUCAACUCUGACAUCGACGGCCUCGGUAUCCGGGACCACGCUAGCUACCAGCACCGUCGUCGCGAGUGAGAGUGGUGCCACGAAUGCGUCGCCGACACUUGCGCAGGCCACCGGUGGUGCCGUGUCGAAUCAAGUAGCCGGCGCCGGCAUUGGGCUGGUCGUGCUGGGUUUGGGAUUCUCGUUGCUCUGAGCGUUCCGUCUUCGCGGUAAUGAGAUUGAGAUUGAGAUUGAGAUUGAGAUUGAGAGUCUCGGACCGGGAGCUGUGUUUUUUCCUGUGCCUCGAAGGCAUGAAUGAAAUUUGUUUUAUUACGAUCGGACAAUGUGGGCAUUAGCGAAGCAAGGAGUUAAAACGAAUGGACGAUACAAUGAUGUUUAGCUGGCUGCCGAAAGCAAAAGCAGGACUUGUGCCGAUGGAGGAAUCAUUGUUAUCAUAUCAUGCUCGGAAGUGCUCCGGCUGAUAGUGCUUUUAGUGUAUGAGAUAGAAACUGCCAGGCUUAGGGUUGAAAUGAACCGAUUCAAACAUCGAGA
Exophiala xenobiotica is the source of this 1183-nucleotide messenger RNA. RefSeq lists its product as uncharacterized. NCBI's taxonomy places the organism in Eukaryota, Fungi, Ascomycota, Eurotiomycetes, Chaetothyriales, Herpotrichiellaceae. The record is from RefSeq and is a predicted model, not a curated record. Gene Ontology annotation, molecular function: structural constituent of cell wall. Gene Ontology annotation, cellular component: cell wall. The transcript has a single exon. The coding region runs from base 231 to 845 and encodes 204 amino acids.